Messenger RNA from Parnassius apollo (apollo), 231 nucleotides. Lineage: Eukaryota; Metazoa; Arthropoda; Insecta; Lepidoptera; Papilionidae. The record is from the annotation of a GenBank genome assembly.
AUGUACGUAGGCGGCCAUGACGUAAAACGCCUGUUCAUUUUAAAUUCGCCGUGGCGUGAAGCAGUAGUUGUGCAGUGUAGUGUGGCAGUGAGCAGCCUGUUCGGAUCCAGUCCCAUUGCGUUUCGCGUGGGUCUGCAUCCGACGGCCGCCAUCUUGGUUGCCGCCUGGGGCGUGGCUGUGGCUACUACAAAAUGGACAUGCAGUUGUGAUGCAGGCGAGUUACGCGUAUAG